Molecule: messenger RNA, 994 nt
Organism: Anopheles gambiae (African malaria mosquito)
Lineage: Eukaryota; Metazoa; Arthropoda; Insecta; Diptera; Culicidae
Product: fibrinogen C domain-containing protein 1
Exons: 1
Coding region: 66-860 (264 amino acids)
Source: RefSeq, a predicted model, not a curated record
CUUUGGUGCUGUUUACAACGACCAACAAAGUCCGCGGUACAGAACCAGCCAUAGUCAUUAACGGGAUGAUAUUUAGGUUAUUGUCGGAUAAACUGCAAACCCUGCAGAACAAGCUGUUAGAGAUAGAGUCCGCGGUGAAGCAAACGGAUGAAAAGCUUACCGGAAUUGUGGAAUCCACCCACAACUUAGAACUGCUCAUGAUCAAUUCGGGCAUAAAUCUUCGAAGUGUCUCGUUUCCAUCGUGCAAGGACAAUCUCUCGAAGCGAUCGGGCAAGUACAUCCUACAGCUAACCGAGAACGACCAACCGUUUCUGGGAUAUUGCGAACAGACGGCCUACGGAGGAGGUUGGCUUGUGUUCCAGUACCGUUACGAUGGAUCGGUGGACUUUUACCGCAACUGGACCGAGUAUCGGGACGGGUUCGGCAGCGUGGAUGGAGAGUUUUGGCUCGGGCUGGAGCAUUUGCAUCGGAUGACCUCGACCCGGAAGCACGAGCUGCUGGUGGAGCUGAAGGACUUCGAAGGAAACUACAAGUACACACGGUACGAUGAGUUCGAGAUCGGCAGUGAGGAGGAUCAUUAUCCGCUGGCGAAGCUCGGACCGUACACUGGAACGGCAGGGGAUUCAUUGCACAGACACAAGGGCAUGAAUUUCACGACCAAGGAUAGUGACAAUGAUGUUUGGUUAGAAGGAAACCGUGCCGUAACAUAUCAGGGUGCCUGGUGGUACUAUUUAUAUCACACUUCAAAUCUUAACGGCAUUUAUAACAAUAGUAUAAACGCACAAAAUAUUGUUUGGGAUACCUUCAACCAGGUUAACGAAGGAAUGGCUUACUCUCGUAUGUUGAUUCGUGCAAAGUAACGCAAAAUGAAAGUAACGCCACGAAGUCAGAGCGUUUCAGUUGCUGGAUUGUAAAUUUGCCAUUGGUUGUAAUAAGUGUACCAGACUGUGCACCUUUAUUCAUCGUCUAAUAAAGAAGACAAAUGAACAUCGAA